Messenger RNA from Rodentolepis nana, 816 nucleotides. NCBI's taxonomy places the organism in Eukaryota, Metazoa, Platyhelminthes, Cestoda, Cyclophyllidea, Hymenolepididae. The record is from the annotation of a GenBank genome assembly.
UAUCCAAUUUUGGUACAUUCACAACUUGCUCGCAAGAUACUUGGAGUACAUGAAAUAUGGGAUCGGUAUGAGAAGUUUACUUUGAUCCUUAAACAAGCCGUAACAGAACUACGCUCUUCGCCAAAUCGAAACAAGGAGUGUCUUUUAUCAGUAUUCCUAGACAAUAGGGAUUAUCCUGUUUCAGAGAACGAUAUUAACCGAAUUGCAUUUGAGAUCAUGGCAGCAGGUGUUGAUACAACAACAUUGACCCUGGUUUGGUGCUGUUACACUCUAGCCACGGGAAAACUAAAGCUAAAACCAGGGGAAUCCUUUACAGAAAAUGAUCUCGAAGUGGUGCAUCGGUUAGCUAGUGUAGUUCCCAUGGCUCUGCCACAUUAUGCACGGUUUGACAGUUACUUAGGAGGCUACCUCGUCCCUGAAGGAAGUCUUGUGUUCUAUAAUAUUUACUCCGUUCACCAAACUCAGCUAAGAUCUUUAGCUGAGAAGAACCCUAACGCUGUGUGCCCAUUCGCUAAACAAGAUAAUCAGAUACCAAAAGUUUAUUGCUCUGGAUCUUCAAUGCCGUUUUCGGUUGUUUGCAUAUUACGAUAUAUGUUUUUUUCCAUAGGUUCAAGAGCCUGUCCUGGAUUUAUGCUGGCAACGAGAGUAAUCCUCCGAAUUAUAACAAGGAUCACUGAAGAGUUUGAGAUUUUCGAGGGGGAAAAUCAAGUCGAUCUUACAAAUCUGAACGGAUUAACAAGACCUCCAGUUACAGAGAGUUAUCAGUUUGUCACGAAAAAUAAAAUUACGAUAAAAAGGUGUAAUGUAUCGAAUUAA